Molecule: messenger RNA, 1044 nt
Organism: Hypomesus transpacificus
Lineage: Eukaryota; Metazoa; Chordata; Actinopteri; Osmeriformes; Osmeridae
Product: nuclear receptor 2C2-associated protein
Exons: 5
Coding region: 30-455 (141 amino acids)
Source: RefSeq, a predicted model, not a curated record
UCUACUUGCCCUCACUGCAAACAUCAGACAUGGCUUCCUCGUUGAUCUGCGGGGAAACACAAAGCAGAGUGAGUUCGGUUUUGAACAGAGACGUUAAGCAAUUCGGGAAGAAAUACAUGUUCGAUAAUAACGAGGAAACAUGUUGGCAUUCUGAUCAGGGUGACACCCAGUGGGUUGCCUUAGAAUUUCCACAGCCGGUCCAGGUGUCCGAACUGAGGUUGCAGUUUCAAGGGGGCUUUUCCGGAAAAACAUGUAGAAUGGAAGGAUCACCGAAAGAUGGAAGCUUUUCAAAAAUCUGUGAUUUUUAUCCAGAAGACGACAAUUCCGCACAGAGUUUUCCCAUUCGUGAGGCCUCUGUGGUGCACAACCUAAAAAUAGUGUUUGAGAACAGUGCCGACUUUUUCGGGAGAAUUAUUGUUUAUUCCUUAGAUGUCCUUGGGGAGAAAGCUUUGUGACGUUCCUGGAUGAGAGAAGAGAGACGGAACCAGAGGACCUUGUAAGGUGGGAGAUGAUGGAGAGGAACAGGGGUUACCAUAAACUGAGACACAGGAGAGGGAUGUGGAACCAAUAUGACCUGGUUUAAGAUCGUAACUUUUUUAUUUCUUACACAAGAGGACUUCCACAGACUCAAUGUCAGGAUUUUGUAUUGGUGUUGAGUACAUUUUUUUUAUUUGGAAAGAUUAUGAAGCAGAGAUUGUGCCUUGCAAAUGGCAUGCCAUCCCAGACAAAUGUAUCGAUAUAUAUAUAUAAAAAUGCAUGGUUUGAUUGAUGCUUGAUUACUAUUCAUUUGUGCUUUUGUUUACAAAAUAAAACACUGCAGCUGCAUAUUCACUUGAAUUAACAAAUGCUCGGCCCUCAGACCAGUCAAAUACUGUAUAAUGAAUUGAGUAGGACACAAGAAGUAACAGUAUAAACUUCUCUGUAAUCUUCUCUGAAUGUUCAGCGCUGACUAUGCACAUACCACAUACUAUACAUUAUUAUGGAAUGCAACGCAACCACGGAACCACUGUUCAGAACUGUAAUAAAUACGUGUUUGAUCCUUGU